Nomascus leucogenys (northern white-cheeked gibbon) is the source of this 5949-nucleotide messenger RNA. RefSeq names its product interleukin 6 receptor (gene IL6R). Lineage: Eukaryota; Metazoa; Chordata; Mammalia; Primates; Hylobatidae. The record is from RefSeq and is a predicted model, not a curated record. Gene Ontology annotation, cellular component: external side of plasma membrane; membrane; signaling receptor complex. Gene Ontology annotation, molecular function: interleukin-11 binding; interleukin-6 binding; interleukin-11 receptor activity. Gene Ontology annotation, biological process: positive regulation of cell population proliferation; interleukin-6-mediated signaling pathway; positive regulation of tyrosine phosphorylation of STAT protein.
GGCGGUCCCCUGUUCUCCCCGCUCAGGUGCGGCGCUGUGGCAGGAAGCCACCCCCUCGGUCGGCCGGUGCGCGGGGCUGUUGCGCCAUCCGCUCCGGCUUUCGUAACCGCACCCUGGGACGGCCCAGAGACGCUCCAGCGCGAGUUCCUCAAAUGUUUUCCUGCGUUGCCAGGACCGUCCGUCGCUCUGAGUCAUGUGCGAGUGGGAAGUCGCACUGACACUGAGCCGGGCCAGAGGGAGAGGAGUCGAGCGCGGCGCGGGGCCGAGGGACUCGCAGUGUGUGUAGAGAGCCGGGCUCCUGCGGAUGGGGGCUGCCCCCGGGGCCUGAGCCCGCCUGCCCGCCCACCGCCCCGCCCCGCCCCUGCCGCCCGGUUCCCAUUAGCCUGUCCGCCUCUGCGGGACCAUGGAGCGGUAGCCGAGGAGGAAGCAUGCUGGCCGUCGGCUGCACGCUGCUGGCUGUCCUGCUGGCCGCGCCGGGAGCGGCGCUGGCCCCAGGGCGCUGCCCUGCGCAGGAGGUGGUGAGAGGUGUGCUGAGCAGUCUUCCAGGAGACAGUGUGACUCUGACCUGCCCAGGAGUAGAGCCGGAAGACAAUGCCACUGUUCACUGGGUGCUCAGGAAGCCGGCUGCAGGCUCCCACCCCAGCAGAUGGGCUGGCAUGGGAAGGAGGCUGCUGCUGAGGUCGGUGCAGCUCCACGACUCUGGAAACUAUUCAUGCUACCGGGCCGGCCGCCCAGCUGGGACUGUGCACUUGCUGGUGGAUGUUCCCCCUGAGGAGCCCCAGCUCUCCUGCUUCCGGAAGAGCCCCCUCAGCAAUGUUGUUUGUGAGUGGGGUCCUCGGAGCACCCCAUCCCUGACGACCAAGGCUGUGCUGUUGGUGAGGAAGUUUCAGAACAGUCCGGCCGAAGACUUCCAGGAGCCGUGCCAGUAUUCCCAGGAGUCCCAGAAGUUCUCCUGCCAGUUGGCAGUCCCGGAGGGAGACAGCUCUUUCUACAUAGUGUCCAUGUGCGUCGCCAGUAGUGUCGGGAGCAAGUUCAGCAAAACUCAAACUUUUCAGGGUUGUGGAAUCUUGCAGCCUGAUCCGCCUGCCAACAUCACAGUCACUGCCGUGGUCAGAAACCCCCGCUGGCUCAGUGUCACCUGGCAAGACCCCCACUCCUGGAACUCAUCUUUCUACAGACUACGGUUUGAGCUCAGAUAUCGGGCUGAACGGUCAAAGACAUUCACAACAUGGAUGGUCAAGGACCUCCAGCAUCACUGUGUCAUCUACGACGCCUGGAGCGGCCUGAGGCACGUGGUGCAGCUUCGUGCCCAGGAGGAGUUCGGGCAAGGCGAGUGGAGCGAGUGGAGCCCGGAGGCCAUGGGCACGCCUUGGACAGAAUCCAGGAGUCCUCCAGCUGAGAACGAGGUGUCCGCCCCCACGCAGGCACUUACUACUAAUAAAGAUGAUGAUAAUAUUCUCUUCAGAGAUUCUGCAAAUGCGACAAGCCUCCCAGUGCAAGAUUCUUCUUUGGUACCACUGCCCACAUUCCUGGUUGCUGGAGGGAGCCUGGCCUUUGGAACGCUCCUCUGCAUUGCCAUUGUUCUGAGGUUCAAGAAGACGUGGAAGCUGCGGGCUCUGAAGGAAGGCAAGACAAGCAUGCACCCGCCGUACUCUUUGGGGCAGCUGGUCCCGGAGAGGCCUCGACCCACCCCAGUGCUUGUUCCUCUCAUCUCCCCACCGGUGUCCCCCAGCAGCCUGGGGUCUGACAAUACCUCGAGCCACAACCGACCAGAUGCCAGGGACCCACGGAGCCCUUAUGACAUCAGCAAUACAGACUACUUCUUCCCCAGAUAGCUGGCUGGGUGGCACCAGCAGCCUGGACGCUGUGGAUGACAGAACACAAACGGGCUCAGCAAAAGAUGCUUCUCACUGCCAUGCCAGCUUAUCUCAGGGGCGUGCGGCCUUUGGCUUCACGGAAGAGCCUUGCAGAAGGUUCUACGCCAGGGGAAAAUCAGCCUGCUCCAGCUGUUCAGCUGGUUGAGGUUUCAAACCUCCCUUUCCAAAUGCCCAGCUUAAAGGGGUUAGAGUGAACUUGGACCACUGUGAAGAGAACCGUAUCAAGACUCUUUGGACACUCACACGGACACUCAAAAGCUGGGCAGGUUGGUGGGGGCCUCAGUGUGGAGAAGCUGCUGGCAGCCCACCCCGCAACACCUCUGCACAAGCUGCACCCUCAGGCAGGUGGGAUGGAUUUCCAGCCAAAGCCUCCUCCAGCCGCCAUGCUCCUGGCCCACUGCAUCGUUUCAUCUUCCAGCUCAAACUCUUAAAACCCAAGUGCCUUUGCAAAUUCUGUUUUUCUAAGGCUGGAGACGGCUUUUACUUAAAUUGCCAAGGCUGGGGGAAGAAGCUCUCUCCUCCCUUUCUUCCCCACAGUUGAAAAACAGCUGAGGGUGAGUGGGUGAAUAAUACAGUAUCUCAGGGCCUGGUCGUUUUCAACAGAAUUAUAAUUAGUUCCUCAUUAGCAUUUUGCUAAAUGUGAAUGAUGAUCCUAGGCAUUUGCUGAAUACACAGGCAACUGCAUUGGCUUUGGGUUGCAGGACCUCAGGUGAGAAGCACAGGAAGGAGAGGAGAGGGGCACAGGGUCUCUACCAUCCCCUGUAGAGUGGGAGCUGAGCGGGGGAUCACAGCCUCUGAAAACCAAUGUUCUCUUUUCUCCACCUCCCACAAAGGAGAGCUAGCAGCAGGGAGGGCUUCUGCCAUUGCUGAGAUCAAAACUGUUUCACUGCAGCUUUGUUUGUUGUCAGCCGAACCUGGGUAACUAGGGAAGAUAAUAUUAAGGAAGACAAUGUGAAAAGAAAAAUGAGCCUGGCAAGAAUGCAUUUAAACUUGGUUUUUAAAAAACUGCUGACUGUUUUCUCUCAAGAGGGUGGAAUAUCCAAUAUUCGCUGUGUCAGCAUAGAAGUAACUUACUUAGGUGUGGGGGAAGCACCAUAACUUUGUUUAGCCCAAAACCAAGUCAAGUGAAAAAGGAGGAAGAGAAAAAAUAUUUUUCCUGCCAGGCAUGGUGGCUCACGCCUGUAACCCCAGCACUUCGGGAGGUCGAGGCGGGAGGAUCACUUGAGUCCAGGAGUUUGAGAUCAGCCUGGGCAAUGUGGUAAAACCCCAUCUCUACAAAAAGCAUAAACAUUAGCCAAGUGUGGUAGAGUGCGCCUGAAGUCCCAGAUACUUGGGGGGCUGAGGUGGGAGGAUCUCUUGAGCCUGGGAUGUCAAGGCUGCAGUGAGCCGAGAUUGCGCCACUGCACUCCAGCCUGGUUGACAGAGCAAGUGAGACCCUGUCUCAAAAAAAAAAAAAAAAAAAAAAGAAAAGAAAAAAUGUUUUCCCUAUUAGAGAAGAGAUUGUGGUUUCAUUCAUUCUGUAUUUUGUUUUUGUCUUAAAAAGUGGAAAAAUAGCCUGCCUCUUCUCUACUCGAGGGAAAAACCAGCGUGUGACUACUCCCCCAGGCGGUUAUGGAGAGGGUGUCUGGUCCUUGUCCCAAUGCUGAGAAGGAAGCCUCCCACGACUACCCGGCAGGGUCCUAGAAAUUCCCCACCCUGAAAGCCCUGAGCUUUCUGUUAUCAAAGAGGAGGUUUUAAAAAAAUCCCAUUUAAAAAAAAAUCCCUUACCUCAGUGCCUUCCUGUUUUUAUUUAGUUCCUUGAGUUGAUUAAGCUCUGCAAAAAUUGAAGCAGGACUAAAUGUCUACUUGUAACACCGUGAUUAACCACUUCAGCUGACUUUUCUGUCUGAGCUUUGAAAAUUCAGUGGUGUUAGUGGUUACCCAGUUAGCUCUCAAGUUGUCAGGGUAUUCCAGAGUGGGGAUAUGAUUUAAAUCAGCCGUGUAACCAUGGACCCAAAAUUUACCAGACCACAAAACUUUUCUAACAGUCUACCCUCUUAGAAAAACCACCACCAUCACCAGACAGGUGCGAAAGGAUGAAAGUGACCAUGUUUUGUUUAUGGUGUUCCAGGUUUAAGCUGUUAAUGUCUUCAGUAAGCCGUGACUUUCAUUGCUGGGCUUGUCUGUAGAUUUUAGACCCUAUUGCUGCUUGAGGCAACUCAUCUUAGGUUGGCAAAAAGGCAGGAUGGCCGGGCACGGUGGCUCACACCUGUAAUCCUAGCACUUUGGGAGGCCGAGGUGGGAGGAUUGCUUGAGCUCAGGAGUUUGAGACCAACCUGGGUAACAUAGUGAGACACCAUCUCUAUUAUAAACAAUAACAUUUAAGAAAAAAAAAAGGCAGGCAGGCGGUUAUGGUGGUUCCCUCCCAUCCCGCCACAUAAAGUUUCUGAGACUUGAGAACAGCAAAAAUGCUGUUAAAGGGAAAUAAUAAAGAAUGAGAAUCUGCAGCAAGGGUGAUUCUGUGCCCACAGUUCUUCAAUUCUUUAUACCGUUUUACCCACAUGUGGUGUUACCAAAGCCGGGCAGAACCAUGCUAGCGGAAGAUGUGAAAUCCAGAUAGCUCAUUAUUGCCAAGAGCUAGGCAGCUUUGAUCUCCAAAUUGUUACUGCUUUCAUUUUUAUUGUAAUGGAACUGCUUUUUUUGUUUUGUUUUUUUUUGUUUCUGUAUUGAAGAGGGUUAUUUUCCCUUUAUUUUUCAUAAGCUAAUGUAAAUGAAGAAAAAAUGUCUUCUCUGGGCUGUAGGCCUGGCUCAGUGUACACAGGUAUACAUCCUAAGCUCUCUCUGUUCGCUAAUCUGUGUGACUGAACAUGUGUCUCAAUCCACGGGGCAUUUCUACCUGUGUUUCUGCAGCACCCCCACUGCCUUGAGUCCCCAGCAGUGCUGUUAUUUGCCUAACACCUGUAGCCAUCUGCCACGCAGCCAGACAUGAAACGCUGGGACAGAGACCAUUUAGGUUAAAUACGACAGCUUAUCCUGCUGGGUGGGGAAAGUAAAAAAUAUGCUUGUUCAAGGCCUAAAGUAAAAUGAUGAAUAAUGUUUGUAGCAUUAAUGAAAUAUUUUCAAGAAAUGUGUCCGGGGGUAGCACUGGCUAUGUUGACGAGGCCUUUGGUAACUCAGAGAGCUCUUGGCCCUGAUGGAGACUUGCCCUUGCACUUUCUUAUCAGGCUCUGAGCUCACAUGGAGCCUCUGGCAUUUCCCUGCUGUCUUGGGAGAAAGGAAACUGGCUGCCGCGGCAGAUUGUGGAAUCUGCUGCUGGAACCAGGCUGGAAGCCCACCUGGUAGUGAACAGGGCCCAGCGGGGCAGCCUGGGAGUGUUGUGGCCUAUGGGUUUGUUUCCUGGAGAAUGUUCAGGAAUGUCUUCCCGGCUGCUUUGGUGCUGAGCUCUAUUAUCUCACAGCACGUCCUGAAGGCUAACCCAGGUGGGGAGGAUGCUGACACCAGCUCCAGGUGGAGUUGGUGGUCUUAAUUUGGAGAUGCAGGGGCAACCCGUGACCGUUUGAGGCAAGAGCCCUGCACCCGGCUGUCCCGUGCAGCCGUGGGCAGGGGCUGCACAUGGAGGGGCAGGCGGGCCAGUUCAGGGUCUGUGCCAGGCCCUCCUCAGUGCCCUGUGAAGGCCUCCUGUCCUCCGUGCGGCUGGGCACCAGCACCAGGGAGUUUCUAUGGCAACCUUAGUGAUUAUUAAGGAACAUUGUCAGUUUUAUGAACAUAUGCUCAAAUGAAAUUCUACUUUAGGAGGAAAGGAUUGGAACAGCAUGUCGCAAGGCUGUUAAUUAACAGAGAGACCUUAUUGGAUGGAGAUCACAUCUGUUAAAUAGAAUACCUCAACUCUACGUUGUUUUCUUGGAGAUAAAUAAUAGUUUCAAGUUUUUGUUUGUUUGUUUUACCUAAUUACCUGAAAGCAAAUACCAAAGGCUGAUGUCUGUAUAUGGGGCAAAGGGUCAGUAUAUUUUUCAGUGUUUUUUUUCUUUUUACCAGCUAUUUUGCAUUUAAAGUGAACAUUGUAAAUGUUUGGAAUAAAUACUUUUAAAAAAUA